UGAUGUGUGGCGCGCAGCUUGUGUUUGUUUACAUGGUAGUUUAGUAACCAAUUCUAAAUUAUUGUUGCUUCUUUAAAUAUUAUAUUUCUGCUGAGAUCUGUAUUGUGAAAGACUACAACAUAAACAAAGAAAAUGAGUUUUGCAACGAAGCACCUGCAGGAACAGCGCAGGCUGAAGGAGGUUAGCGCCCUCCAGACUAUGGCGCAGCUGGAAGCUAUAGAGGCUGAGAGGAUGAAGAUGGACCUCCGGGCCGAGGGGCGGCAGACGUUGCAGAAGCUGCGCAUCGCCAAGUUGGAAGCCGAAAAGGAAGAACGGAUCGGCAAGCCAAAAAGUCUGCAGCGAGAACUGCUGUUUAAUCGGCUCCAUCAGGAUGAGGUUCUUGCAGAGGAAAUGGAUAAAGUCAAGAGGCAAGAGAUAGUGCAGCUGAAGCUCAGACAGCAGUUACGUGAAUCGAGUGUUGAACUAAAAGAGUUAGAAUCGAAGUUGAGAGCAGCGUAUGUCUACAAGGAACUGUGUGCUCAGAAAGCAGAGAAGGAGGCAGAGAAGAUGAGGGAGAAAAUGUACGCGAAUGAAGAGCGAGAGGCUCUCCAGCGGAUGAAGCGGCAAGACGACGAGAUGGAGCUGAAGAAGCAGGAGGAGGAGGCGAAGCGGCAGAUAGAGUACCGCCACCAGCUGCAGGACCAGAUGAUAGAGGCGUACAACCGGCGGGAGGCCGCCUUCAUAGAGUUCCUGCAGGAGAAGCAGAUGAUCGACGAGGCCGUGCGCAGGAUCCACGAGGAGGACAUGAGGGAGUUUGAGCAGAAGAUGCUAAUGAUGAAGAAAACAAAGAAGGAAAUGGAUGACUUCAAGAAGGCGCGUGACGAGUGGAGGAAGAAGGAAAUGGAAUCAGUUGAAAUGGAAAAUAGGAGGCUCGUGGAGUUCUUGCAGAAGAGAGAGGAGCGGGAAAAAGAAAGGAUACAACAGUUGAAAGAAAAAGAAGAGAAGAAGGCCAGGGUGAAAGAGAGCCUUUCCCGCAAGCUCUUUGAGGAAGAUCUGAUGCGCCUGGAGCGGACAGACCUGCUGCAGCAGCUGGCGGAGGAAGACUUGCGGCAGGCGGCACUGCGUCGCGAGCAGGAGGACGUGGACCGUGCGCUGCGCACGCGACUGGAUCUGCAGGACAUGAUGCGGCAGCAGGCGCGCGACAAGGCGGAGCGGCUGCGCAAGGAGGCCGAGGAGGAGGACCGGUACCGCCAGCAGCUGACGCGUGAGAUCAUGGAGAAGCAGCGCAUCGACCAGCUGACGGCAGAGAGGCAGAGGGUGCGACGUGCCGAGCUGCGACGGGAGGUGGAGGAGAUGAUAGCAGAGCGGAGGCGGAAGCGGCAGGCAGAACUGCAAGAGCUGCAUGAGCAGGAGCAGUGGCUGCAGCGGCUAGAUGAUGACAGGCGACGCAGGAUAGAAGAGGAGCGCCUGCGCAUGCUGAAGGAGCACGCCAGCCGCCUCAUAGGCUUCAUGCCGCCCGGCGUCCUGCGCGAGGACGACCUCCCGCACCUGGGUCCGGAGCUGGCCAAGAUGUACAAAGAACAGGCCAUCUGCUGAACCUGAGCAGGGACACUGACAACUGCUUGAUAGUUCUUCACAUCUGUAUUUCGAUGAGGAUAAUGUUACCACAAAUUAUUGACACUUUUAUGAAUUCCAUGGAUCAUACCAGGCGAGUCAUUUUGGCACUGUAUUUGUUAAAUCUUGCAUUUAAAUAUGCAUUAAUGAUACUAGAUUAAGUUUUGUCAUUACCAGAUGACUUUAGAGUCAUAUGCAAACAUAUUUUUGCCUAGGGCUGUGUUAGGAAAUUAAUAAACUUUGUCUUAUACUUUUUAUGAAAAUACCACCGGUGACUAAUUUUUUUGUAACAUGUUUUAUAUGGACUCUGGAAGAUUGAUCUAUUACGCAUGAUCAACUUCUAAUUACACAGUCAAUGUCAUGGGUGCACAAUUUUUAAAAUGUCCAUCACAAAAUUACAGACGCUAUAGCAUAGGUGCAUGCACCAUUUACUGUGCAGUUUGUUUUAACACGUCAAAGAUAUUGAAACUUUUUAGUGUAGUCUGAAAAUUUUAACAUUGUUUCGUAUUUAAACAUGUUUAUACCACUUUGUAUGUU
Schistocerca piceifrons (Central American locust) is the source of this 2130-nucleotide messenger RNA. Its product is annotated as meiosis-specific nuclear structural protein 1-like. Gene Ontology annotation, cellular component: motile cilium. The coding region runs from base 133 to 1575 and encodes 480 amino acids. Gene Ontology annotation, biological process: cilium organization. NCBI's taxonomy places the organism in Eukaryota, Metazoa, Arthropoda, Insecta, Orthoptera, Acrididae. The transcript has 11 exons. The record is from RefSeq and is a predicted model, not a curated record.